UUUCACUCAGCGAAGGCGGUUGUGCCGCCGACGAAUGCGGCUCAAAGGAAACUUGGCUCGGAAAGUGUCUCGAGUGUGAAAUGCCAAGCUGAGAAAGAAACUCAAGCCCAAGUGUGUGUGUAAAAGGAUAUACAAAUAAGAAAAUAACAAAAAAAUAAAUACCAAACAAACAAAAGUGUUCAGCAACAAAAGACUCCUCACAGGAUCAUCAGGAUACCUAAAGCGCCUAAGCGAGGAUUUACAUAGGAGCUGCACAGAUGCAGCCCUAACGCAGAGGAAGGAUCUCGUCUUCGUCGCCCGGCUGAAGCAAUUAACUGAAAAUGUAGCAGGGGAAAGAACAUGGCCCAACUGGAACAGCAAAUGCCAUGCGAUGCAACUAGCAUAAACAAACUCAGAAAAUUCCGUGAUUAGGACGUGUUGUACCCUAACGCUCUAAAUGCAGACGAUAUGGGCACAACAUGGCCUCAGCACAGAUACGACAUUUCUAUAACACACCAACAACAAUUUCUUCAACAACAACAACAACGACACGCCAACUCUUACAACAACAGCAGCACACGAACAACUGCAGCAGCAACAACAACAGCAGCAACAGCAGCAAGCGGAAGCAAUUUCCAAGCGAUACGUUUCUGGGCCACACACAAAAACACAGAGAAUCGGAGGCAGUCACAGGAGCAACAGGAGCAACAUUAUGCCAGGCAACACCCGAGGCAGCAACACCACCUGGGGCAGCAACAGCUGGAGGAACAGCAACGGCAGCAGAUGAUGUACGAGAGUCCUGGACCGCAGAUGAGAUCGCUGCUAGCCUCGAGAACCAGCCCAGGAUGCAACAUCCCUUGGCCAGCAGUGCUGCUGUACUCCAUGUUGCUGCUUCUACUGCUAAACAGCAGCAGCGACACGAGCAGCAGCAGCAGCAGCAACACAAAUCCACUCAUCCUGCUGCUCCUGCCUGCUUGGCAGCUACUGCAGGGACUUCGGAGCGGGAUUGCUAUGCCACGAGCACUUCUUGCCUAUCACGUCUAUCUUCCAAAGCCAGUCUCAGUCAGGACUCUACGAAACCACACCAAAAAGAACAGCCACAACAACGAAAGCCCCUUCAGCACGUCGCCAGCACAAGGGACUCGGAUGCUUCCACUUCGACGAAUCCGGCUGUCAGCAUCCUUAUGGAUAUGCAAAAGUUUGCACGCUCUAUAUUUCCGCUGGUUAUCAUCUUCAAUCUGCUGCCUUUAUUCUAUGCAGGUACGUUCCCAAGAGUCAAUCAAAAGCAGUGUGAUCAGACCUUUGUGUCACGGAUCGGCGGUCCACAGAAUGGCAGCUUCUCGGCCCCGUUAUUGCACAACCAUCGCAAUCACUCACGCCAAUGCCUCUACACCUUCCUAGCAGGACCUGGACAGCGCGUCGAAGUAGUUUUUAAAUCGUUUAAUUUAAGAGGAAGUCCGCCAGACGGUUCGGCCGUCGGUGAAUUACCAAGUUGUGUUCAUGAGUACAUGGAUAUCUACUCGGAGGUGCAGUCGUCGGAGCCGGCGGAACUGAUCAAUUCGCCAUUCGGUGGCCGUUACUGCGGCACCAUUCCGCCUCGUCGUCGCAUUUCCAUGUACCGGGCAGUUGCGAUUUCGUUUUUUAGCAACAAAAAUGUGACCACGGACCUGUUCGAGGGCACGUUUAGGUUUAUAAAUGCAUCGGAAUAUGAAAUCGGCAUACCCAUUGCGGGCUCGCCAUGUUCCUACACGAUAACGCCAAGCAUGAGCGUCAACAAAACUGGUGCGCUCAUAUCGCCAACCUAUCCAGGUGCCUAUCCGAAGGAUAUGUCAUGCACAUAUCAAUUUCUUGGUGAAUCGAAUCAGAGAGUUAGAUUAGAGUUUCGUGAUUUCGAUCUGUUUUUUGGUGGACCACACUGCCCAUUUGACUAUGUGAAAGUGUACGAUGGUCCAGAUAAUUCGUCAGCAUUAAUCGGUACAUAUUGCGGACAGCAAAGAAACUUAGUUUUGUAUUCGAGCGAGUCGAGCCUUUUCGUUCAUUUUUAUACGUUACCGCGCACCGCAAAUACCCAAAAUCGUGGCUUUAAAGGAAUUUAUGAAUUUAGCGAGAGUUUUGUUAAAUUAGAUUUUAUACGUGAAAAUGAUGGCAUUCACAUACGUGGCUCUGAAUGUGAUCAAAAGAUUUUAUCGAAGAAGGAAUCCACUGGCUUUGUGCUCUCACCCAACUAUCCCUAUCCCUAUAUACCAAAAACUGUGUGUAGAUAUUUCAUCUAUGGCAUGCAGGAUGCCCAGCAUCUGGAGCGUGUACGCCUCGAGUUUAACGCUUUCAAUAUUCCCAAGGUGGAGCACAAGGACAAGAGCGAGUCCAACUGCACGGACGGUUAUCUAAAAAUCUAUCUGAAGGGCCAGGAAACAGCCGACGCCUAUGACAAGUUCGACUACGAGCUCUGUGGCAAUGAAACGCAGCGCGUUAUAAGCGAGGGACCCCGCCUGGCCAUGGUCUUCAGCUCCGGUGAGCUUCAAGGCCGCGGCUUCAAGGGCAAGUACACCUUCGAAACGGAGUACAAGAUCCCGGGGACAGCAGCGCCCGAUGGCACCUGCAGCUUCACCUAUGUGAGCAGCUCCAAGAAGCGCGGCGAACUAAACAGUCCACGGUAUCCCUCCAAUUAUCCUUCGGACACGAACUGCUCGUACCUCUUCCUGGCCGAGGCUGAUGAGCAGGUGACCAUUGUGUUUGAUCACUUCAAGAUCAAAGCGGACAACAAUGCCAAUGCCACGGCGGGAGCUUAUGGUUCCGGCGCCUGCUUUGAGGACUGGCUGGAGAUGUAUGUGGUCUAUCGGGACAACAAUGACCGCCUGCUGGGCCGUUACUGCGGUCAGACAGCCCCCGGACCCGUCGAGAGCCCCCGGGGAGCGGUGGGGCUGCGCAUCACUUUGCACACGGACCAGGAGAGCGUGGCCAGUGGUUUCAAGGCGCGCUACUUCUUCGAGUCUGCCAAAUCGGAUGCCGGCGACUGUGGCGGCAACUUCAGCAACCAGGACUCGGGACUGAUCACCUCGCCCAACUGGCCAGCGGGUUACAAGGCGCCAGGCCGAGGCAUGGCCUCCAAUGCCUGCAAUUGGGUAAUGAAGGCCCGUCCUGGCUACAAGCUGUCCAUACACUUUGAGCAGUUUGGCCUGGAAGGAGACCCAGCCAAUCGCGGCUGUCCUGCUGCUGUGCUGCGACUGUGGAUGGAUGUGGACUCUGACCAGCCGCCGCUGGAACUGUGCGGCGAAAAGCCACCCGUGGAGCACUGGCACUACACCUCCACCGGUCAGACGGCGCGCAUAAGCUUCACCACUAGUGACAAGACAGUGGGCGCCCAGGGCUUUCGCAUCGUGUGGACCGAGAUCCAAGACUCUGGUCCUGGACCACCGUCCGUGGGCCUGCACUGCGAGUCCACGUAUCACUUUCAGUGCGGGGCCGGAUACUGCAUCUCCGACAAGCUGCGCUGCGACGGAGUCAAGAACUGCGGGCCCGGCGAUGACACUGACGAAUUGCACUGUACCACGGAAGCGGCCGAGGAGGACUACGACGUUCUAAUAAUUAUAACACUUCUCGUCGUCUCGUCCCUAAUCUGUCUCCUAUGCAUACUCUGUCACUCCAGAAGAAACCGUAGGAACCAUGUCCGUCAAUUGGGCCUACAUCGCAAUGCACAUUACGACUCGCAGACGAGUGCCACAGCAGGUCUCAGCUCUAGUCGCCGGCAUUUGCAGAGCGGCGGUGCCAGCAUUGCGGGCAGCUUGCAUGGGAUCAACAGCGGCAACCUGAUCAUACCGCCAGCUCCCUUGCCACCCACUAGUGUGCCGCCGCCGCCCCACAUCUGCAUUGCCGGCGUGGACAUGGGCCAUGGACUGAUGAGCGGGGAAGAUGACGACGAGGACGACCUGGAGCUGGACGAGGACCAGCUGGCCGCGGACAUUUUCAUCAACGAUGUGCAUUUCGAUGAAGAUAAUAUCGACCAUGUCAACCAAAUGGCGAAUGUCUAACGAUGGUUCGGCGGAAGCGGAGUCUUAGGCACUUUUAUCGCAACCUUCAGUUUCGGUUUUAAAACGCAUUUAGAAUAAGGCUAAAACUAGGUAAUGGCGAACAAAGCAACUUUGCAGAGCAAGAGUAGUAGUUUACACAGGAUACACAGGCUCAUACAGCGACAGGGGAGGAAUCAGCAGCAGCAGCAGGAGGAGACCGGAAACGGAAACAGAAACAGAAAUUCAAAAGUUAACAAUACCUAAAAGACAAGAAAUUAUGCAAAAAUGCGAAUUGAUUAAGACAUAAAUUUAAUGGCGAUCAAAGCGGGGCGCGAUUAGUAGGAAAUAUAGAUGGAAAGGAGCGAAUGCGACGCUAUAAAAGUACAGUAGGGCGCGCAUAUUGUAGUUGCGAUAACACGAUUAGCCAGAAGCGUUUCACAUAAGUAAGGAAAGUAAAGGAUGGCGUGACGGGGAGCAUAAGCAACAAAUAAUAGCUACAUUUAAUAAACUAUAUUAUACACAUAGCGAAAUACGUAUGGCGAAGGGAAGAAGGAUUAUGUAGAAACCAGGGAGAAUGAAAGGGAAGCGGAAAUGGGCAGGAUAGAGCAAGCGGAAGUGCAGGAACGAAUCAUUUUCACAGCCACAGGAGACGACCGCGCAGACAGGACGAAGAAGAAAUAAAAUAAUGUUGUUGAUUUUUAUAUUUGAUACGAGUAAUAUUUAGGUGAAGCAUAAAUUGAAUUAAUUAUACAAACAGGAGAAUCGAAGAGCGUAAGCGUAAAUAAAACAAUACACACACACACAUUCGCAAACCGAUAGAUAAACCGAUAACGAAUAACGGCAGCAACAUACUAAAGGGCAUAAAACAAUAAUAAUUAACUACCUAUACAUACGCGCAUGACUUUUUAUUUAUACAUUUUGUACAAAAACUAAUGAAAAUGAAAAAUCUUCUACCCUUGAAGCUACACAAAUCAAACAUACAACAACCAAGAGGAGAAGUUGAAGAUGAAAUAAUGCAUAAAUAAAAGAAUUAGUGACUAUCAAAACUGUAUCUUCCAGCAAAGAAUAAAAGCAAAGAGUUAAAUGACGCUAAAUCGAGAGGGAGCGAGGUUUAUAUGAGAAUAAAAGAAAGAAACAUUUAAUAAAAAUUAGCGGCCCGCAGAUGGAAAAUGAAAUGAAAAGCGACAGAGAAAUGGAAAGAGAAUAAAUUCAAAGAUUUUUGUCUAUUUAAGCACAUUUUUAUAAACAUUUAAGGCGAACAAGAAUAUUUAUAAAAAUGUAUACGCUAAAGGGAACGAUAAUAAUAAAGUAAAUUAUACAAGAAGCUAAACAAAAGAGAUCUAAAAACACAAGGAAACCGAAUAUUUACAUUUAAUUCCACUUCAGUUUUGUGUAUGAUAUAUUUUACAUAUGUUUACCGUUAUUUUAUCGACCUUAUACAUAUGCAAAACCUAUUGUGAAUUUAAUAACGGCUUUAGUUCAUAUCAGUUUCCUCCGUUUUGGAGUCGAAUGAUGAUAAAUUCCCUGAAAUUUCGUCUAAUAAAUAAUAAUUAUUGGUUUCAUAGCGCACGUACGUUUUGCAAAGAAGAAAACAAAUUGAGAAAAAUUAAAUAAUAUGGCUUAAAUCAGCGAUGGAAACUUAAACCCGUUUAACGUAAAAAACCCCCAUUUAUAAUAAACGUAUGUAGGUGUUACAAAAAAUGCUACAUUAAUUAAAUAAAAGUAAAAGUAAAAAUUAAAAUUGAUAAAUAAAAACCAAAAAAAUAAAUACAAUUACAUUGAAGAAGUAAAACGUUGUUAAAUUGUUGCAUAAAAAAGCAUAAUGAUCAAGUAAUUCCUAAGAAUUAAUUCAUGAAAAUAAACCUUAGUUUAAGUGUACAAAUUUUGUUGUUGUAUUACAUUAAAACCGAAAAAGAACAAUUCAAUUAGUUAAUAAUAAAAAGGAAAACUCUGAAUU
Messenger RNA from Drosophila kikkawai, 5943 nucleotides. RefSeq names its product cubilin. Gene Ontology annotation, molecular function: protein binding. Gene Ontology annotation, cellular component: plasma membrane. The record is from RefSeq and is a predicted model, not a curated record. Lineage: Eukaryota; Metazoa; Arthropoda; Insecta; Diptera; Drosophilidae.